Messenger RNA from Closterium sp. Naga37s-1, 2262 nucleotides. Lineage: Eukaryota; Viridiplantae; Streptophyta; Zygnematophyceae; Desmidiales; Closteriaceae. The record is from the annotation of a GenBank genome assembly.
AUGGCAUCACUGCGUGUAGCCCAUCGCCUGCUGCCAGCGCAUCCCCUCCCCGCUCCCUCCGCCAUCUCCUCCCCUCCUCCCACCGCUCCCCCAUCUGCUUCUGCUGCCAGCGCACCGGAUCACCCACCCUCUCCGCCCACAGCACCUGCACACGGCCACGAGGGAUGUCCUGUGGACAGAGUGGGGAAAGGGGAGGAUUCCCACCCCCUUCCCACCGUCCUGCCCCAUCCACAGGAGGACCUCUCCCCGCUGUCCCAGCCCCCAUGCCAUCCCCGGGCCUCCCCGCCGCUACCCGCGCCCUCCACACAUCCCCACCGCACGUCCCCUCCAACGCAGCCAGCCCUCCCUGCGUCACCGCCCUCACCCGUGCUCCAACCGCAUGGUGCAAUCCCCCAUGCAUGUGCGCACGCCCCCCGUGUGCGCGUGGGUGUGUUUGACCCCGUGCUCUCCCCCGCUGAGCUCUCCGCUCUCGCCCUGCUGGGCGUGCACUGCCUGCCCGCCAACGAGGAGGGGCGUCGCACGGUGGGGGUGCCAACGCUCUUUUACAUGCCGCACUGCGAGGCGUUCCUCUACAACAACGUUCUCGAAGCCAAUGCUUCUGCUCUCGGCUUCACCCCCACUCGUCCCAUAUCGCCCAGCGCCUCUCUCCCCCUCACACCGCCACUGCUCGAGGAAGAGCCUGCCCAGCUGCCUCCAUCCUCCACUCCUCCCACUGCUGCAACAGUGGAUCAAGUGCUCGGUGGCAGCAUGAGAGAGUGCGCGCCGCUGGUGAUUCUGGGCAACAGCUUUGCGUCGUAUGAGGAGAGGUGGAGUGUGGGUGCACAGCCAUCCACGCCACGGCCAACCACUCUUCUUCAGGUGACCUCCCACACCUGCCUCGUCUCUCCGUCUGCAUGCCUCAACCCUCACCAGAGCCACUCCACUGCAUGCGCGCAUGCACUCCCACGCCACUGCCACCUCAUCCCUUCUCCUCAUUCUGAUUGCCCCCCUCAUGCCCGCCUCUCUCCUUCUUCUGCGUCCAUGCCCUGUGCUUCACUGCGCCACCUCCACUCAUUCACACCAUGUUCUGCACAACAAUGCCCUCCUGCACCUCUCUUCCACGUGUGGCCCCAAUGCGUCUCCAUUGCCUCACUGCACAGUCCCUCACUCUCCACCUUUUACUCCUCACUAUCCCAUGCAUGCCUGUCCCAUGCGGUGUGGCAGGCGGUGCAGCGGGGAGUGGUGGAGGAGGUGCCUGUGGAUGCCGCUGCUUUCCCCCUCAUCUCCGCCUUCAAUGACACCAGGCAUCGCAUGCAGCGCGACGAGUCCUCUGCCAGCGACGCCCUUAAUGCAUCGCAAGCCGUGCCUUGGGAAUCAGCAGCAGGCGACGCCAGAGACGCGGGUGCAGCAUCGGCGUCGGCUGGUAGCCCUCUGGGUGCUUCCGGGCUUUCCAUAAGACCGCUUUCUUUAGUACGCGGCGCGGAUGCAGCAGGCGGUACAUUCGCGCUGGCCGACCUCCCGGACUCGCUGCUCUGCAACGUGCUGCGCCACUUAAGGCCCCUCGACGUGCUGCGGGUCGCGCUCGUCUCCCGCGCAUUUCGCGAUGCCGCUACGGCCGAAUCCGUGUGGGACGACAGGCUGCCCGAAAGCCUGUCUCAGCUCGUACCGCAGCCAAACCCUUGCCGCCUCUCCUCCCGCCUCGCCUUCAGGGCGGUGUGCGAGGGCGUGCACGUGGACGAGGGGCGGCAGCGCCUGGCGCUGCACGCGGGCACGGGCGCCAUGAGCCUGUGCGUGUCCGUGGCGCUGGCAGCGCGCUCCAUGCAGGUGGACAUCCGGCGCGGCGGCAUGGUGCGCGACUGGCAGCGCGUCAGCGACGAGCCGCGCGCCCAUUUCCACACGUCCGUGCUGCUGCGCCCUGUGGGGGGCUACCGCGUCGCUUCCACUCCCGAUGGCAUCGCUUUGCCACGCCAGCUGCCUGCAGGGCGGUACUCCGUGGGGUGGCGAGUGAGGGCGCAGCACGUGGCGCCAGAUCUGAUGUUCCACGCCGACCCCACCUUCUCCUUUGACAACAGCUCUGCCAUCUGGCGCCGCCACUGCCAACCGCUGACUGCCACGUGGCAGAUCCUCAGUGUGGGAGACGUUCUGCUGCCAUCAGCUGCUGAGCAACCGGGCAGUGACAGUCCCCAAGCGAUGAUGACAGUGGAGCUGCUGCAGCUGCAAGGGAAGGGAUCGCAGCCACCUGUCGUGAUCGACUGCAUUGUCUUGCAGCAGCGCACGGGGUGA